Molecule: messenger RNA, 756 nt
Organism: Trypanosoma cruzi
Lineage: Eukaryota; Euglenozoa; Kinetoplastea; Trypanosomatida; Trypanosomatidae
Exons: 1
Coding region: 1-756 (251 amino acids)
Source: RefSeq, a predicted model, not a curated record
AUGAGACGCUGUGUGUUUUUCGGCCGAGGCUUGCGCACCACCACUGCCGCUGCUUUCGCCCUUGUGGACUCUUUUGCACCUUCCUUCCGUAUGCAGAGCAGUUACGCUCAAAGCGCAGAGGGUCCUGCGUCAUCGUCAUCGUCAUCGUCGGAGGAAGAAAAUACGUCUCAGGAGAAGGAGAAGACGCAUGCGGAAACAGAUGCUCUUGGGGCUCCCCGUACGCCGGGCAAACGCCGAAACAUUGUUGUGUUGAGCAACACCACCAAGGCUGUGUAUAUUCACCCGAUGAAUCAUAUAGCCUCUUGGUAUUGGUUCAUAACCGAUUUUCAUAAGUGGUUUGUCGGUAUCGUAUUUCUUUUUGUCGGAUCACAAGUGCUUGCACGUUACCGCAUAUCAAAAUUGCAGACAGUUGUGCAGGCACAGCUGGGAGAAAACCUCCUUGACCAGCGUACGCGAGACCUUUUGGGUGACAUUGAGGUGCUGCGGCGAAAAGAUCCUGUUCGGCUAGAGCAGGAGGCUAAUGUGUACCACGAGCAGUUUUGGAAGCGACGUGCCAUUGCCGUUUCAGAGUCACGAAACGAAGUUCGCAGAGUGGAGUUGCAGCGCGGCAUGUUGCAGGGUCAGGCAAGAGGAACCGACAUGACGGAGUGGCUAGGGGCCAAGGCGAAGGACGAUGAGGAACGUGAAGUGGCGCGACGUACACAAGACUACAUUCAGGGUUUUCACCAGCACCUCAAAUCGAAACGUCUUAUUUGA